This is a messenger RNA of Formica exsecta, 2744 nucleotides long. It is a transcript of the gene Calpb, whose product is annotated as calpain-A. Gene Ontology annotation, cellular component: cytoplasm. The record is from RefSeq and is a predicted model, not a curated record. Bases 285 to 2633 code for a protein of 782 amino acids. Gene Ontology annotation, biological process: proteolysis. The transcript has 15 exons. Gene Ontology annotation, molecular function: calcium-dependent cysteine-type endopeptidase activity; calcium ion binding. Lineage: Eukaryota; Metazoa; Arthropoda; Insecta; Hymenoptera; Formicidae.
ACGCGACGAAGAAAAGUUAUGGGUGAGGGUAAGCCGUGCCCAUGUCCGUGUCCGUAUCCGUGCUCGUGCUCGUGUAUCUGUCAUAUUAACAGUUUUAUACAUGCGUAAGCGAAAGACGGAAGUCUCCUCUCGCGUUUUCUGAUUCACGCCGAAUAUAAACUAGGUUAUUAAACGUACGCGACAGAUAUCCAAAGUAUUUGUGCCGCAUUGUCUUCUCGGUUAAUCGGCGAUUUUAAAAUAAUUCGACAUUGAAUCGAAUUUCCUUUGAACGUAACCGUGAAAGGAUGAAUUAUUACGGAGGUAACAACGGCGGAGAUGGUGCGGAGGAUGUGUUCGUUAAGGCGGCAGUCGAGGUCAAACGAUUUCUACCGUCGCUCUUCAAUAUCAAAGUGCUAGGAGAGAAAGGUUCCGGCUUUAGACCACGAGGAGCGAUCCAAGACUUUAACACGCUGAGACGAGAAUGCCUGGCGACAGGACGGCUGUUCGAGGAUCCUGAAUUCCCAGCCGACGAUUCAUCGCUAUACUUCUCCCGCAGACCGGACAGAUACAUAGAAUGGAAGCGACCAAUGGAAAUCGCGGACAAUCCUCAACUUUUCGUAGAGGGUUUCUCAAGAUUCGACGUUCAACAAGGAGAGUUAGGAGAUUGUUGGUUGCUAGCCGCCGUAGCGAAUUUGACGAUGCAUUCCAAUUUAUUCUUUCAAGUAGUGCCAGAAGAUCAGAGUUUCGAAGAAAAUUACGCUGGAAUCUUCCAUUUUAGGUUCUGGCAAUAUGGCAGAUGGGUCGAUGUGGUGAUUGAUGAUCGAUUGCCUACCUGUCGCGGAGAAUUGGUAUAUUUACAUUCGGCCGAAAGCAACGAAUUUUGGAGCGCUCUUCUCGAGAAAGCUUAUGCGAAACUUCACGGCUCUUACGAGGCGUUAAAGGGUGGUACAAGCUGCGAAGCCAUGGAAGACUUUACUGGUGGAGUUACGGAAAUGUAUCAAAUGGAUCAAACACCACCGAAUUUGUUUAACAUACUGUUGAAGGCCUUUGAGAGAAAUUCAUUAUUGGGUUGCUCCAUUGAGCCCGAUCCAAACAUAAUAGAAGCCGAAACACCCCAGGGUUUGAUACGCGGUCACGCAUACAGCAUUACUCGUGUAAAGCAUGUAGAGAUUCAAACACCGAACCAGUACGGUACAAUACCUCUCUUGAGACUUCGGAAUCCUUGGGGAAACGAAGCGGAAUGGAAUGGACCUUGGAGCGACCAAUCGCCGGAAUGGAGAUUCAUCCCCGAUCACGAGAAAGAAGAGCUCGGUCUGACUUUCGAUAUGGACGGCGAAUUUUGGAUGUCGUUCCAUGAUUUUACACGCCAUUUUACUCAACUUGAGAUAUGCAAUUUAAAUCCUGAUUCCUUAACUACAAACGAUAUUGAUGCCGGAAAGAAACGUUGGGAGAUGAGUGUAUUUGAGGGAGAAUGGGUGCGCGGUGUAACAGCAGGUGGUUGUAGAAAUUAUUUAGAGACUUUCUGCCACAAUCCGCAGUAUCGUAUCACAUUAGAACAUCCAGAUGAAGACGAUGACAAGUGUACCGUAAUCGUCGCCCUGAUGCAGAAAAACAGGAGAGCGCAAAAAAGAAUGGGUGCUGAUUGCCUCACUAUCGGAUUCGCGAUAUAUCAUCUGGAAUAUCCAGAAAGGCUGCCAAAACCGCUAGACAUAAACUUCUUCAAAUACAAUGCAUCUGUCGGACGUUCACCGGCAUUUAUAAACUUACGGGAAGUCACGUGUCGUUUCAAAUUACCACCGGGCGUAUACUGUAUAGUUCCAAGUACUUUUGAUCCAAACGAGGAGGGUGAAUUCUUGCUAAGAAUCUUCUCUGAAAACAAGAACAAUAUGGAAGAAAAUGAUGAAGAAGUUGGUAUCGGAGAAGUCGAUGAUAGGGUGAUUAACUCUGUGAGCGGUAAAGAGGAGCACAAUGAAGAUAAUGUUCGCAACGAACCCGAAGAAGAUCGCAAUACCGAAAAAGUUAGGGAAUUCUUCAAGAAACUUGCUGGCGAUGACUUGGAAGUGGAUUGGAUGGAACUCAAAGACAUCUUAGAUUUCGCCAUGAGAAAAGAAUUACUACAAUUGGCGCAUCAUAGCGAGGCACAUGUUCCCGAAACUGUUGAAGGAAAUGAUUCAUUUGUCAACACUCUCAUCUCACUGUUAUGCGGCAUUAUUUGUAAUAAUGAACAAUACAAUAAGCCCAUAGACACUCACGACAGAGGAUUCAGCAAAGAUAUAUGUCGCAGUAUGGUUGCUAUGUUGGAUGUAGAUCAUUCUGGAAAACUCGGCUUUGAAGAAUUCAAGACAUUGUGGAACGAUGUUAGAAAGUGGAGGGCUGUUUUUAAAUUAUACGACAGAGAUGAAUCGGGAUAUCUAAGUGCAUUUGAACUAAGACAAGCGUUAAAUAGUGCAGGAUACCGUUUGAACAAUCACAUUCUUAACAUUUUGGUUCAUCGUUAUGGCAGUAAAGAUGGCAGGAUUACUUUUGACGACUAUAUAAUGUGUGCAGUCAGGCUUAAAACAAUGAUUGACAUUUUCAGAGAGAGAGAUCCAGAUCAAACCAACACAGCCACAUUUACGAUGGAAGAAUGGAUAGAAAAAACGCUCUAUUCAUAAUAUAUAAAUUUAUAUUUAUCAUAAUUUACUUUCAUUUUAAACCCGAGAAGUUUCCUGAUAAUAAUUUAACAAUGGGCAAUCGUAAAUGAGCAGUAUUUGUUGACAUAGAAA